GUCUGUUCUUUCUCCUCUGGAAGACCCCCAGUAACACCAGGAACACCAGUAAGGGUCCCAGUGCUGGAUACUGGGGAAAGAUCAGAGGCGCCUUCUACAGUCUGAUGGGAUCCAGCCCUCGUGUCCGCGGCUGUGGAGGAGAGGAUACAGCAUCUUCUGGAUCCAUCUGUGGUCUCGGCUGCCGUGGAAGAAAAGAUUCAACGUCUUCUGGAUCCAGCUGUAGUGUCGGCUGCUGUCGAGGCGAAGAUGCAACGUCUCCUGGUGUAGGUGCAGGCCCUGGAGAAGUGGCUCAGCGGCCGCAUCAAGGACCAGGCGUCGCUCCGCCUCACAGGAAGCUGCUCAGACUGUGGACGACCCGACGCAGACAAAAUGGCCGACUUCGCUCUGGAGACUCAUGGAGCACGUGUGAUCAGCACCAGGUGUUCUGAGACGUAUUACAGCUCAGCCGGUUUCCCUCUGUUUGGUUUCCGUCGGUUUGGUUUCCCUCGCUGGUAUCCAUCAGAGAGCCCAAGCAUCGUCAUCCAGGGUUCCCCGGUGCUGUUGGCGGGUCAAUGUUGGCCGUUUCACGGUGCGCAGGGCACGCUCCUGAUCUCCCUCUCUCACCCCAUCACCGUGAGUCACGUGACCCUCGACCACAUCCCCCGAUACAACUCUCCCACCGGACGCAUCGACUCCGCCCCCCGAGACCUCCAGGUCUACGGCAUGAGGGAGGAGUCAGAGGAAGGCUCUCUGCUCGGGACCUUCACCUACGAUGAGAACGGAGAAUCUACGCAGACGUUCAAACUGCCCAUCUCCAGUGUUGUCUAUGUUACAAGACCCUAUGCUAAAUAAGACCCUAUGCUAAAUAAGACCCUAUGCUCAAUAAGACCCUAUGCUCAAUAAGACCCUAU
Messenger RNA from Trematomus bernacchii (emerald rockcod), 890 nucleotides. Its product is annotated as SUN domain-containing protein 1-like. The coding region runs from base 370 to 831 and encodes 153 amino acids. Gene Ontology annotation, molecular function: protein-membrane adaptor activity. Gene Ontology annotation, biological process: nuclear envelope organization. Gene Ontology annotation, cellular component: meiotic nuclear membrane microtubule tethering complex; nuclear envelope. NCBI's taxonomy places the organism in Eukaryota, Metazoa, Chordata, Actinopteri, Perciformes, Nototheniidae. The record is from RefSeq and is a predicted model, not a curated record. The transcript has 10 exons.